AGAAAAAAAAAAAUCCUUACAGUCGCCAUGAUACAGCAGCGGAAACGGGUGAGAAGUAGCUAGAAAACAAAAGAGAACACGCAGUCGUCCUCGCGAUUUGGUAUGCUCUUGCAGUGUUAUAGGAAUGCCCAAGGAAAAAUAUGACCCGCCGGAUCCCAGGCGGAUGUACACAAUUAUGUCCAGCGAGGAGGCAGCCAACGGGAAGAAGUCAUACUGGGCUGAGCUGGAAAUCAGCGGCCGAGUAAGGAGUCUCAGCACAGCCCUAUGGUCUCUGACCCACCUCACUGCCCUGCACCUCAGUGACAACUCAUUGUCACGCAUCCCGCCAGACAUUGCCAAAUUACACAACCUGGUGUACCUGGAUCUCUCAUCCAAUAAGAUCAGGAGCCUGCCGGCAGAGCUCGGCAACAUGGUGUCUCUCAGGGAACUGCUUUUAAAUAACAACCAGUUGCGGGUUCUGCCAUUUGAAUUGGGGAAACUGUUUCAGUUACAAACACUGGGGUUGAAAGGAAACCCGCUUGCACAAGAAAUUAUGAGCCUCUACCAGGAACCUGAUGGCACGCGGAGACUGCUCAACUAUUUGUUAGACAAUCUGGCAGGGGCUAUCAAGCGCAUACCAACAGAGCAGCCCCCAGCCCGGUCAUGGAUCUCACUCCAGGAACCAGACCGAUCACGGCCCUCAGCACUGUUCUCUGUGAUGUGCUACAACGUUCUGUGUGAUAAGUACGCCACGCGACAGCUAUAUGGUUAUUGUCCUUCUUGGGCUCUAAACUGGGAAUACAGAAAGAAAUCCAUCAUACAGGAGAUCCUGGGCUGCAACGCAGACAUCAUCAGUUUGCAGGAAGUUGAGACAGAGCAGUACUACAAUUUCUUCUUGCCCGAGCUGAAGGAGCAGGGAUAUGAUGGGUUCUUCAGUCCAAAGUCACGAGCUAGAACUAUGUCAGAGUCGGACCGUAAACACGUAGACGGAUGUGCAAUUUUCUACAAGACGGAAAAGUUCAGUGCAGUGCAGAAGCACACAGUGGAGUUCAACCAGCUGGCCAUGGCUAACUCCGAGGGUUCAGAGGCAAUGCUAAACAGGGUGAUGACCAAGGACAACAUCGGGGUAGCUGUACUGCUUGAGGUCCGCAAAGAGAUGAUGGAGGUUUCCUCUGGAAAGUCACUCCAUGGCAUGGAGAAGCAGCUGCUCCUGGUAGCCAAUGCCCACAUGCACUGGGACCCAGAGUAUUCUGAUGUCAAGCUGGUCCAGACCAUGAUGUUCCUGUCAGAGGUGAAGAACAUAGUGGACAAGGCAACACGCAGCCUCAAGUUGUCCUCUGUCUCUGGUGAGACCAAUGCCAUUCCACUGGUGCUCUGCGCUGACCUCAACUCCUUGCCUGAUUCUGGCGUAGUGGAGUACCUGAGUACUGGCGGAGUGGACUGCACCCACAAGGACUUCAAGGAGCUUCGUUAUAGUGACAGCCUGACCAAAUUUAACUGCAAUGGCAAGAACAGCACGUCCAAUGGCAGGAUCACCCACGGCUUCAAGUUGAAGAGCGCCUACGACAACGGCCUGAUGCCUUACACCAACUACACCUUCGACUUCAAGGGUGUCAUUGACUAUAUUUUCUACUCCAAGCCUCACCUGAACGUGCUGGGUAUCUUGGGCCCCCUGGACCCCCACUGGCUUGUAGAGAACAAUGUCAGCGGCUGCCCACACCCCCACAUCCCCUCCGACCACUUCUCCCUCUUCGCCCAGCUGGAGCUGCUCCUGCCCAAUGUGCCCCCCCAGGUCAAUGGGCUCCAUCUGCCUGCACGCAGGUAGUGAGUCCCUGCCACACCGCCAGGGGGAGCUGCAACCACAGCCUCUCCCUUUCAACCCUUUUCCCUCCCACUACCAGCUCUCCCCUCCAAGACAUCGGAGGAGGAAGACAAAAAACACAACCUGUAAAAUAUUCGUACAGUGAGGUCUGGCCGACAGGGAUUUCGUAUAAUGUUAUAGAUAUUCUAUAUUUUUUCUUUUUUCUUUCUCUAUUUUUCUUUUUUGUUCUUUUUUUAACUGCUCGAUUCAGUCCUGUUUGUGCAUCAUAUUUUGUGUUUUGGACUCCUUUUCCUCCUCAAAAACCACCCACCCACUUUGCUUCUGUCAUCCAAACUAGAGGGGAUGGUAGCUCAUUCAGAUUUGUCACAUGGGGCACGGUUUGGUUUUAGAGAAAAGGGGAAACUUAGAAGUGGCUGAUGGGAUGACAUCCACCUGAAAAGCUGCAUAGCUGAUCGUCUGCUUGUCUGUCUGUCCUGUAUAAAUCUAAAACCAGCAAAGACAGCAGACUUGACAGUCUCAGACCUCCGUUUUUGGCUUGUGCUUAUUUUCCUAUGUGCUCUGGGCAGCCAGCGUACUUUCUCAGUAUAUCUAGGAUACAAAUAUUUGUUCUUUCAAAAGUGGUUGGGUUAGAGCAGCUCUUAGCUGGUGGAUGUGCAUCCCUGAAGGUGGAUGUAGCGCAGCUCGUAUGAGGUGAAAUUUCCUGCUGUCAUUCGGUGGUGCUGAGGCCUUUUGUGUGGUCACGGCCUCCUGUGGUGCUACAAGAUAGUCUACACCUCUGACCCCGGCCCUGGUGCAUUAGCUACCAAACCCACAGAUGCCUCGAGAACCAGACGUCCGAGAACUACAUUCGCCUGAUUAUACACGGGCAGUAUGUAGUGUUAAUUUGUCAAGGGAGGAUGUUGUGAGAAACUGAGAGCAGCUACCAUCCUUUUUGCAGACUGUUUCAACCCAGCUUGUAUAGUUGUUAGGCUAGUGUUGUGCUUAGGAGCUCGUGUGGCCCAUGUAUCACCUUUUUUGGGGCAAGGGGAUUUAGGCUGAUGGAAAAAGCGAUGCGGGGGCUGUCACGAAUCUUUUCUUUAUCUUGAUUGCUUUUAGGCAGAGAGAGCGAGUAAUGGCUGAUACACAGGAGUAAAACCAGCAUUCCUCUCACUGUCUGGAGUUGCCAUCCAACUCCACACAUGCAAGCUUACACACAAACACUUACAUACACACACACAGACAGACACAUACAGGUAAUUUGAAGGCAGAUCUGUAGCACUGUCUCUUAGGCCAGUAGUGACUUUCCCCAGCCAUAAAUUCCAUACACAAAAGUAGUGGUUUUUUCACAAGUGUUUGUACAGAAUAGAAAUCUAGACUCAGUCUUUACAUGAUUGUAUAUGAACCACAAAAGACCUGUUUUCUGGCGUUUUUUUGUACUAAGAGUAAAUUAUGAUCAGAUUUGAAAAAAAGAUUGUAUUGUAAACUAUGGCUAAAUUUUUAUCCAGUUAAUGUUAAGAUGAAUUGAUAUUACCAGCUUGUACAAAAGACGUAAGAAGAGGUUGUUCAAGGCGUUCGCUGUCACUACUUUGCACUCCCUAGAGAUUAACUGUAAUUAAUGUAUCAGUAUUGUUUAAUUUUUUCUCCCCCUCUCUGCCGUUAAUUUGAUUGCUGGCAUAUUGCUGCGAUUGUAAAUAGACACUGAGUAAACUCUGCCUGUUGCUUCUUGCCCAUUAACAAAGCCAUUGAUCCACACUGCUGCCAUUAGUUCAGACAAAAGGACACAAAAGAAUUGAGUCGCAUCCCACCAGUGACUCCACAUCUGUUCAUUUAUAUAGCUCACACCCACUCUCACCAGUGAUGUGUGGCUUAUACAACCAAUAUAAAUCCCACACGUACAACAAAACAUCGUGCCUCACUGUAGCAGUUGUCGUCUUGCACUAUUUACAUUUGACGAACGCCUGAACAACCUUUUCUCCUUUUAUUUUUAAAUACUGUUGAGACAUUUGUGAAGAUUUUAUGUCCUUUUGUUGGUUUUUGUUAAUGUUGAGUUCCUUUUUUAUGAGCUGUGACAAUGUUAUGAUGAUGUGUAUAUCCUUCCUAUUCAUUGAGCUCUCUAGUAAUCAGGUAUGCUUUCUCCACGGACCCUUUCUCCUCUACUUAAAGAACAUGAGUAGGAUGUCUUAUCUUUACUAAAUCCACUCUCUUGGAUUGUAUUGCUCCCUCGUUGUACCUAAGCAUGGCUCCAUGCCCAGACCCCCAAAAUACCUAGCCCUUAGCUCCUUCCCUGGCCAUGAAUUUUAAAUCUCCGUAAACCUGUCCAUCACCCUAAUACCCCACCCCCCCACCCCACCCUCAACCGCCUAACCUCAGACUUUACCUACCCACUAUAUUACUCAAGCUGUGUCUUUUAAACCCCUUUGCUCAACCACUUUGUAUAGUUUUCUUACCCUCGUCACUGCAGCCAUCUGUGGACCCCCUACCUCUGUAUUGGAUAAGGUGGAAGGCUGCUUUUGGAUGAACAAGGGAUGAGGGGCAGCGAGCUCAGCUGUUUCUUUCUGAAGGCCAGGCUAACGCGUUGCAAUGAAUCAGAUUUGUUACAUCCUGGACUGACAAGAGAUCUGUGAUUGGUGAGACGAUUACUUCAACAGCCAUGGUUUUACACGAUACAAUGGAUGAUGAGCACUUAGUAGAUUCAGAUGCAGCUCCCCUCACUCCCUGUCCCAUCAUAUUAGUGAGUAAAGAUCUUAUUACUUUAAUGUAUAUGUUGAAAUGACAUUUUUAAAACGAGGGAAUCAAGUAAAUAGGAAGUAUAAAUUUAGUCCUCAGAUUACAUUUUCUUGUCCAAUUUGUUUGGCCCCCCCUACAUGUUUGUUUUUAAACUUUUUGUUUUGUUUUCCAAUGGAAACCAAUGU
Messenger RNA from Xiphias gladius (swordfish), 4692 nucleotides. RefSeq names its product CCR4-NOT transcription complex subunit 6. The coding region runs from base 125 to 1804 and encodes 559 amino acids. Gene Ontology annotation, cellular component: CCR4-NOT complex; cytoplasm; nucleus. Lineage: Eukaryota; Metazoa; Chordata; Actinopteri; Istiophoriformes; Xiphiidae. Gene Ontology annotation, biological process: nuclear-transcribed mRNA poly(A) tail shortening. The transcript is spliced from 12 exons. The record is from RefSeq and is a predicted model, not a curated record. Gene Ontology annotation, molecular function: poly(A)-specific ribonuclease activity; protein binding.